AUCUCUGUUGACAGCAUUUUUUUAUAUUACCUCCGUGGGUAAAACCGGUAUGGGGGCUUCGGAGAUAACGGACGCGACGAAAGCCGCUAUCAUUAUGUUUAUAAACGAAGCGGGAUCGCCUCGCAUGACCUUACUUAAUGCCCAACACUGUAUUGACUGUGCUCGAGUAGGUUUCACGCUUUCGGCGAGCAUGUUAAGUCUCCUGGUUUUGGUAGUCCUGUUGAUUGGUGCGUCAUCCCAACAAGAAGAUGACCGUCCAAUCUGGGAAACGCACACCGACUGCGAGAUUCCCAACGAACCCAUCCGUGGAUUGUGUCGGGUUCCGAAGGAGUGUACCGCCUUUCAAGAGAUCAACCGUGGACCGGAACUUGCCAGCGUAGGUCGCAUCAGCUUUAUCCGUGCACUGGCAUGUGAAGAAUCAUCGGACGAAACACUGAUCUGCUGUCCACGAACCGGUAACUACACGGCUCCUCAGCUUUCCACGGAACUCCCUCGGAGGAAUCGUAACGAAUCGUUGGAUCUUGGAAACCGGUUCGGUGACGAUUCGGCCCAGUGUGGAUUUCAGGCGUUCAAUCCCAAAAUUCAAGGAACCAUUACCGAAAUCGACGAGUUUCCGUGGGCUGCAUUGCUGUUCUAUCAGAACAGUUAUCAUGGAUGUGGUGGUGUUCUGAUCAGUAGAAACUACGUGCUGACUGCUGCGCAUUGUCUCAGCGGAAGAAGUUACGAACGAGUUGGACCAUUAGCAUUCGUACGAUUGCGAGAGUACAACAUCCUAUCGGAUCCGGACUGUAUGGUGAUUUCGAGCGGAAAUGAACUGCAGAUGGACUGUGCGGAAGAAAAGAUCGAUGCGAUGCCCCGCUCGAUCAAGGUUCAUCCGCACUAUGUGCCUAAAAGCCAGCAACAACAUCACGACAUUGGGCUGGUGGAAAUCGAUCGCUCCGUACCCUAUUCGGAUUUUCUGAGACCGAUUUGUCUACCCGAACAGGGCAUGCGAACUGGGUUGGCCCCGGGACGAAUGCUCAGUGUUUGCGGUUGGGGAAAGACCGACUUUUUUAAUACCAAAAUUGCCACCAGUAGCCCCGUUAAGAUGAAAGCUCGGCUUCCUUUUGUUGGCCAAAGUCAGUGUAGUAUGGCGUACGAGUCCCAGUUGAUAUCGCUGGGUCCUGGCCAGAUCUGUGCCGGUGGUAAGAAAGAUCGUGACUCGUGCGCCGGAGAUAGCGGCUCGCCGUUGAUGUUCUACGAUGCUUUGCAUGGCGUUUGGGUGCUUACGGGAAUCGUCAGCCGGGGUGCAUCGACCUGCGGGGAAGCCGAUCGACCCGGAAUCUACACCAGCGUGAAAGAGUACCUGCCCUGGAUUAAGCGGAAUACCGGGUUGAAUUAAGUUUCGGAACAUUGAAUAAAUCUUGUGAGGAAA
Messenger RNA from Malaya genurostris, 1414 nucleotides. RefSeq names its product CLIP domain-containing serine protease B8-like. The coding region runs from base 50 to 1381 and encodes 443 amino acids. NCBI's taxonomy places the organism in Eukaryota, Metazoa, Arthropoda, Insecta, Diptera, Culicidae. The record is from RefSeq and is a predicted model, not a curated record. Gene Ontology annotation, molecular function: serine-type endopeptidase activity. The transcript is spliced from 4 exons. Gene Ontology annotation, biological process: proteolysis.